AUGCGACGAGCUGGAAAGGUGAUGACGAUGGCUUCGGACGUCGUCCGUGAUGGCGUCUUCGCCAUCAACAAGCCUUGCGGCCAAAGCUCGGCCCAGGUGAUCCGCGAGUGCCAGCAAAUCUUCAACCCCUCCCUCUUCUUCCGGCCCAUGAUCGAAGCCGAGAGGGCGAAGCGGCUCAAGGAGUCGGGCGGCCAGUUCAAGCGCCGGAGGAUGGAGAAGAAGGCGACGCAGGUCAAGAUCGGCCACGGAGGCACCCUCGACCCCCUCGCCACGGGCGUGCUCAUCCUCGGCAUCGGGUCGGCGACCAAGCUUCUGCCCCAGUUUCUCGACUGCACCAAGUCGUACGAGGCCAUCGUCACCUUUGGCGCCACCACGGACACGUACGACCGCGUCGGCCGCAUCAUCUCGAAGCGGCCCUACCACCACAUCACCCGCGCCAUGGUCGAGGCCGAGCUCGACGGCUUCCGAGGCAAGCAGGUGCAAAUACCGCCGCUCUACUCGGCCCUCAAGAUGAACGGCAAGCCGCUGUACGAGUACGCGCGCGAGGGAAAGCCCAUCCCUCGCGAGAUCGAGGGCAGAAACGUCGAGGCGCUCGAGAUUGAGCUCGUCGAGUGGUACGAGCCCGGCUCGCACAACCACCGGUGGCCGACGGAGGAGGCCGAGGCGGCCGAGCGCAACCUUGCCGAGCAGGUCUGGAGGGUGAAGAGGCUGCAGGAGUCGUCCAAGACGCUCACGCCCGAGGAGCGGCAGGAGGACGACGAGGCCGUGGCCGAGCACGAGUCGUUCAAGAAGAGGUUUGAGGAGCGCCAGGACGAGCUCAUCAUGGACAAGCCGCAGAAGAAGAGCCGGCGGGCCGGGGCCGAGCCCAUGAUGUCGGGCGCUCUCGGCGCCUUCCCGCCGCCCGUCCACUCGUCCAAGGGGUGCAACCUCGUGCCGCCCAGCCCGGACAAGGACACGCCGCCGCCGUGGAGCGACGAGGGCCCGCCGGCCUGCAAGAUCCGGCUGACGGUGACGUCGGGGUACUACGUGCGGAGCUUCUGCCACGACCUGGGCAUGAAGCUCGAGUCGGGAGGCAUCAUGGCCGAGCUCUGCCGCGUGCGCCAGAGCGACUUUACCGUCGGAGGCAUCAACACUCUCGAGUACGACGCCUUGGCCAAGGGCGAGGAGGUCUGGGGGCCCCAGGUGGCCAACAUGCUGGCGCGGUGGAACGGCGAACCCGAGGGCCACUGGCCCGGCGGCGCCAAGCAGCAGCCGCCGCCGCCGCCGCCGCCGUCGCCUCCGAAGAGCAACGGCCAGCCACGGCCGGAUCCGAGCCAGCCGAGCCCGUCGACGAACGGCGCGGGCGAGAAGCGGAAACGAUGGCCGAGCGAGACGGACGAGGCCUCGAGUCCGCGAAAGGUCCCGGCUCGGACGGCCGACGAGGCGAACGACGACAAACCAAGCUGGCUGGCGAGCACCGCCCAGACACGUUUGGAGGAUGAAAAGUCGUGGAACGGCAUAGAGGAUUAA
Molecule: messenger RNA, 1509 nt
Organism: Drechmeria coniospora
Lineage: Eukaryota; Fungi; Ascomycota; Sordariomycetes; Hypocreales; Ophiocordycipitaceae
Product: TruB family pseudouridylate synthase containing protein
Exons: 2
Coding region: 1-1509 (502 amino acids)
Biological process (GO): tRNA modification; mRNA pseudouridine synthesis
Cellular component (GO): mitochondrion
Molecular function (GO): RNA binding; pseudouridine synthase activity
Source: RefSeq, a predicted model, not a curated record